Trematosphaeria pertusa is the source of this 451-nucleotide messenger RNA. RefSeq lists its product as uncharacterized. NCBI's taxonomy places the organism in Eukaryota, Fungi, Ascomycota, Dothideomycetes, Pleosporales, Trematosphaeriaceae. The coding region runs from base 120 to 374 and encodes 84 amino acids. The transcript has a single exon. The record is from RefSeq and is a predicted model, not a curated record.
UAAAUCAUGAGGAAUUGGCAUCCGAAAGGCUUAAGUGGACUAUGAGAUGCGGGUGGAGUGUCGGGGAUGGGGACUAGGGAUAGCCGGAAACAUGGAAGAUCACGACGAAUGUUGGAGGUAUGUUGAACGGUAGGUGCUUUGUUAACUUUGUUGCUUCUGGUCAUUCGUUUCUCAAUGUGUUUUCCCUAGUAUAUCAUAUUGCGACUUCAAUCUCAUCCGUCGUCACUAUUAUCUCUCCUGAACAUAUUACGAGUAUGCCUAAUCUAUGUCUUUGUGGUCGCAUGCGAUUAUUUCCCUCAUUUCUUCUAUCUCCGUCCUCGUCUACCAGAUACCAGAUUCCAUGCAUGUCGGGCGGUUCGCGGCCGUUGCCUUGAAAGUUCACUGUCCGAAGACCAAGCGCAUGACGCGGAAUAGACCGAUUCCCGGGGGAAAGGGCUCAUGAUUGCCCUCC